Messenger RNA from Pseudophryne corroboree (corroboree frog), 3498 nucleotides. RefSeq names its product GATA binding protein 3 (gene GATA3). NCBI's taxonomy places the organism in Eukaryota, Metazoa, Chordata, Amphibia, Anura, Myobatrachidae. Gene Ontology annotation, biological process: regulation of epithelial cell differentiation; positive regulation of transcription by RNA polymerase II; embryonic organ development. Bases 746 to 2044 code for a protein of 432 amino acids. Gene Ontology annotation, cellular component: nucleus. Gene Ontology annotation, molecular function: zinc ion binding; DNA-binding transcription factor activity, RNA polymerase II-specific; RNA polymerase II cis-regulatory region sequence-specific DNA binding. The record is from RefSeq and is a predicted model, not a curated record. The transcript is spliced from 7 exons.
UUUUGAUAAAUGUACUAUUCCGGGCUGGUCCUGAGUCCAGGAAUCCUCUCCAAGCUCCCCAGUGGCCUCUGCCAUUUCUUAUUUUAUACAUGUGACAUUUGUACUAGUCAGGCUGAGCACUAGUCUGUUGGUGGAGUGAAUGCCAUCUGGGUGGGUUGGACCAAUAACAAAUAGACCCCAAAACUGAAUAAGUGCCCGGCAUUCCAUGUAAGGAUUGGCUAAACCUGUGAAUGAAAAUGGGCAUAUUUACAUGAUGAUACUGAGCCUGGGAGGUUUGGGUAACAGUUUCUGGUGAUUUGAGAAAUGUGUCGCUCUAUCCUGAAGGUGGGGAUGUUGUAUACAGUAUGUGUUGUAUUGCAGUGGCUAAAUGGAGAGAACUCGCUCAAAACCCCUACAAUCCUUCGGGCUUGAUCUCCUAUAUAUUUGCACCGGAGCAAUAAAUCACCUCUCCUGCUGGGCAGAACUCAGUAUAUGUUGCUUUAUGUGGAAUCUAUAGGCGAUACACUGAACCAGGAAAACCAGGACAACCAGAACCUGAAGAUCUUGAAGAGAUCACAGAAAGAAGAGAGAGAAAAAAAUACGAAGCAGCUGCCAAGCUCGAGCUUUGCAGGUGACCUAGUUCUGUGGAUAUAUUAUUUUUUUUAUUUUAUUUUAUUUCCCCCCCAAAAAAAUAACUGGACUUACAUUUGCGUAAGUGGUGCACCCUGCUAAGUCCCUGUAUCAAAGCUCCCAGGUGUUGCUGGAAAUGGAGGUCUCUCCAGCAGACCAGCCACGCUGCUUCAGUCAUCACCACCACCCGGCUUUUCUCAAUGGACAACAUCCUGAAUCACAUCACCCUGGGCUGAGUCAUUCAUACAUGGACCCUUCUCAGUACCCUCUGCCCGAAGAGGUGGAUGUACUCUUCAAUAUCGAUGGACAGGGAAACCACGUUCCUUCCUAUUAUGGCAACUCUGUACGAACAGUGCAGAGGUACCCAACUAACCACGGCCCGGUAUGCCGCCCCCCUCUUCUUCACCACUGGUUGGACCAUGGGAGCAAAGCUACAGGAGGUCACCCUGCAGCAUCACCUUGGAACCUUCCUCCCUUCUCCAAGACCCACAGUCCCCCCGGACCUCUUAAUGUCUACCCCCCAGCCUCCUCGUCAUCCCUGGUUACAGGACACUCCAGCCCCCACAUAUUCACCUUCCCCCCUACUCCACCCAAAGAUGUAUCUCCGGACCCCUCUAUUUCCACCACUGGAUCCAGCAUCUCUAACCGGCAGGAAGAGAAGGAAUGCAUAAAGUAUCAUGUGUCCCCCGAGUCCAUGAAACUGGAAUCCUCCCACCCCAGGGGACUGGGGGGAGUCUCGUCAUCUGCCCACCAUGCCAUCUCCAACUACCAGUCCUAUGUCCAAGAGUACAGUCCGGGCCUCUUCCCACCCAACAUCAUUGGUGGAUCGCCCACCAGCUUCCCCUGCAAGGCAAGGCCUAAACAACGCUCCAGCACAGAAGGCAGGGAGUGUGUAAACUGUGGGGCAACCUCAACCCCACUGUGGAGGCGAGAUGGCACCGGGCAUUAUCUGUGUAAUGCAUGCGGACUCUAUCACAAAAUGAAUGGCCAGAAUCGACCCCUCAUUAAACCUAAAAGAAGACUGUCCGCAGCUAGGAGAGCAGGUACAUCAUGUGCAAACUGUCAGACGACCACCACCACACUGUGGAGAAGAAACGCCAAUGGGGAUCCAGUGUGUAAUGCCUGUGGUCUAUACUACAAACUGCACAAUAUUAACAGACCCUUGACUAUGAAGAAGGAAGGAAUUCAGACCAGAAACCGAAAAAUGUCUAGCAAGUCAAAAAAGAGUAAAAAGAUUCUCGACAGUCUUGAGGACUACCAGAAGAGCAGCUCUUUCAGCCCUGCCGCCCUGUCCAGACACAUGUCUUCACUCAGCCACAUUUCACCUUUUAGUCACCCCAGCCACAUGCUGACCACCCCAACACCAAUGCACCCACCGUCCAGUCUCUCCUUUGGACCUCAUCAUCCAUCCAGUAUGGUCACUGCCAUGGGUUAGACUUUACUUCUUACAAUUUGCAUCCACUUAGGACUUCAUCUCUAUUUUGCAUUUUUUUGCUAACUGAUGAUUCCCUAACUAUGGAAAAUGUCAUUUAAAUGCUUACACAAUGUAGUGUUUGCGCCUUUUAAAGGAACUCACUAUGGCAUCUGCACAUUCCUGACCACCGAAUCUGGAUUCCAUUUGUGAAUAAGCCAUUUAAUCUACAACUCCCUGUUGAUAAGGGUUUCUAGUGCUGUGAACAAAAUGAUGAACAUUGCAAAAAACUCUUCUAUACUGUACAUUUUUGUAGACUUUUACUGCCAUUUGGCACCUGUAUGAAAAGCAUGAAGGACCACAAGAGUAUAUGGGAAAGUGGCGUUGGAACCUAAGACUUAAAAACAUUAAGGCUUUUUGGCUAACAACGUAAACAAACUACCAGUCUUGUUUUCCUCUAGCCGGCGGGAGUUGUUUGAUGCAUUAAAUUUGUAGACAAUUCAUACAUUCAGGCUACGGGCCUUUUUCAGGAUGUACUAUCAGUCCAGGGCAAUGAGCAUUAACAAACGGAUAUUGCCAAUACGGUGUUUCAGAUAGGCAUUCCUCAGGCCUCAAUGCAUUGUGAACAAGUUCCUGUAAUUGUUGUUUGUAUGUAUAUUUCAAAGACACCAAAAUAAAAAAAGAUGUAGAUUUAUUUCAUCAUAUUAUCCAGACCAAAAUAAAAAGAUGUAGAUUUAUUUCAUCAUAUUAUACAGACUGAAUGGUUGUAUAAAUGUAUUUACUGCUAGUGUAAAGAACUGCUUUUAAUGUUUUUCAUAUUUUUGUUUUCUGUCCUUAAAAAUAAAAAUAGAUAACAUUCUGUUGAAACAGGGUGGUUGUUAUCUGCUUGUUCUUAAGCUAUGACUAAAUGCUGACGCAGGGGUAGAUACUAGACCUGGGAUAAUACAACAAAUAAACAGCAGUAAUAUCUGCCUAUAUUUAAUAUAUUUUUGAUCUGCUCUGAAUGGCCAGAGCUUUCUGCAUACAAAGAUCUAUUGUGUCAGAGUUGUUGCAGUAGGAAGGACCUGUAAAAACUCUGACUAAUAGACUUUGCAAAUUCACUUAAUAAAUGUGGCUGGAUUCUGUCGAGAAGAUAGGCGAAAUGUAAUAGUGUCCUAGAUUGCCGGAGGUAUGGGAUGCCGGCUGAUAUCGGAUGUUUUUUUAAAGCGGCAGUCAUUUACUAGGCAAAACUAUGUCUAGUAAAUGACUGUCUCUUUAAAAAAACAUCAGAGAUCGGCUGGCAUACCGCACCUCCGGCAAUCUCGGACGCUAUUACAUCUCGCCUCAUGUGUUUAAACAGCAUUCUUAAAUGCUGUAUUUAAGUCAUAAGACAGCAAUUUCUUUUGAAUUGAAGGUUAUGAAUAAAGGGUUAGUUCUCCUUUUAUUACCAUGGCAAAUGUGGAUUGUAUUAUGUGAAAUCUUAUUUUAAAUAUUUCAUA